AUGAUUGGAAAGUGUGUUAAUAAAGUUGAUUUGCCUUGACAUUCAAAAACAAGACACUCUUUCCUCUCCUCACUUCACUCACUCCAAACCAAACAAAGCCCCUCAUCUUCUCAAUCAUCUCACUCUCUUUCCUUCCCAUUCUUCUCAUUCACUCUUCCUAAUCCUAUUUUUACACCUUUCUACUACAUAUCAAUAUCAAUGGGAAAAGCAUCAAGGUGGUUUCGUGGCCUUCUUGGUCUCAAAAAAACCGAACAUGGUUCUUCUUCUUCUGAUCAAAAACCACCUAAGGAGAAACGUAGAUGGAGUUUUGUAAAAUCAUAUAGAGAAGAACAACAACAUAGCAGCCACGUCACGUUUCCGACAGAACAUGUCCAAAACAACAGACAGGCCAUCGCCGUGGCCGCUGCCGAGGUUGUCAGAUUUAAUUACAGCAGUAAUGGCAUCGUCAGGAUACGAGAACAAUGGGCUGCUGUUAAGAUCCAAGCCGCUUUUCGUGGAAGUUUGGCAAGGAAGGCACUACGAGCAUUAAAAGGGCUGGUGAAACUCCAGGCACUGGUGAGAGGUCAUAUUGAGAGGAAACGAACAGCAGAGUGGCUCAAAAGAAUGCAAUCACUUUUACGGGCACAGGCACGAUUUAAUGCAGCACGCACCAUGCAAACCUCACAUUUGAAUGCAAAAUCAUCUACUCUCCACCUCUAUGGUCCAGCAACACCAGAAAAAUCUGAAAGCCCUGUUAGAUCUAGGAGCAUGAAAUCUGAGCAUUCACCUGGACUCAAGAGAAAUGGUUCCAAAUCUUGUCUCUCAAACGGCGGCAACAUAUCAGAAAAUCAGUUAGACGAACAAUCAUGGAAUAGAGUAAGAUCACUGAUAAGAACAUAUAGCAGGAGUGACGAAAAAAGUGAUAGGAUUGUCGAAAUUGAUUCGGGAAAACAACACAUCAACACAAAACGCAGAAACAUCUUUCACUCCACAAGUGAUCCUGAUUAUUAUUAUAGUCAGAAUUUGACCCCUACAAAGGAAUCAAAAUCUCAUCAAUUUGGUCAAAGUGUAUCUUGUGAGGUUCAAUCUUAUUACAACCCACUAAAACUUAACGAAGUUGAAGAGAACUCGUUUUGCACCGCAAACAAUAGUCCUCAACUUUUAUCAUCUGCAACUUCAAAAGAUGAUGGUUACAACAGAAGUCCUUUUACUCCUACAAGAAGUGAUGGCCCAAGAAGCUACAUUAGAGGCUACUCUGAUUACCCAAGUUACAUGGCUUAUACAGAGUCGGCAAAGGCCAAAGUUAGAUCUCUGAGUGCACCAAAACAAAGGCCUCAAUAUGAGAAAUCAAGUUCGUCAAAUAGGUACUCACUAAAUGGACACGACAUGGCAAGAUUGGCCGCACAGAGAACAUCUGCAUUGCAAGCAAGCUUCACUAGCAAAGGCUAUCCUGGUUCUGGUCGUUUGGAUAAGCUUGGAAUGCCUGUAGGGUAUAGAUAUUGAUGAUAAUGAUAAUGUUAAUUUCUGUUAAAAGGGUAUUACUAGUUUAUUAUUGUAGCUUUAUUUGAGUGUUGUUGAAGCCUUAACAUUUAUCUUGCUAACUAACUGAUUGUACUUUGUUGGGUUGUGAAACUUCAUCUUUAUGGCAGCAUUAGAAUAUUCUUAACUAUAUUAUACUAUAUAAUGCCAAGAGCUGAAAUUACUUUAGUUUCUCUA
This is a messenger RNA of Medicago truncatula (barrel medic), 1695 nucleotides long. Its product is annotated as protein IQ-DOMAIN 14. Gene Ontology annotation, molecular function: protein binding. Bases 199 to 1482 code for a protein of 427 amino acids. The transcript has 4 exons. The record is from RefSeq and is a predicted model, not a curated record. NCBI's taxonomy places the organism in Eukaryota, Viridiplantae, Streptophyta, Magnoliopsida, Fabales, Fabaceae.